AUGCUUGAUUUCUCUCAUUCUAACAAAUUCAAUGGAUCUACGCUGGUGUUGAGCAUCAACAACCAGGCUUACGUCGACUGGACUAUCUCCGUGACAAGGGACAUCACACGGCGCGAAGUGGUCAAUGUCUACAACGUCCUCGGCAGCAAGAUAUAUGAACAUCAGAACAAUUUCCUCAAUGAGUGCGACACCACCCACGCCACCUUCAAAGAGUUGGACACGUCUAUAACAGGCCUUCACACCAAGGCUGACACUGCUGGAAACCUCGCUCUCAAAGCUGUGGAAGAGAACAAACAGCUGAAGGCGGAACUGGUCACUGUCAAUGCGGACCUGGAGGUUCUCAACUGGAACAACACGGAGCUCGUCAAACAGUACAAGGAACUCGCGGCCAAGUUUACACAGUUGGAGCAAGGUCUGUCGACUCGCACCACACUUGGUAUCAGUACCGCCCCAGCCCCUGUUGUAUCACAGGCCUGGCAUAUCAAGGCAUCAGAACCACCCAAGUACAAAGGCAACAAAGGCUCAGACAUCACUCUUAAACAAUGGUUACUGUCACGAACCGCCCUCAUGGCGCUACAUUUCCUUUUCGAUUCGGACCAUUGCCUCCUGGAUCCCUUGCUACCUGGAGACUCUAGUUUCAACCUCUUGUCUCCAGUCCUGCCUGUUGAGCUCCGCUCCAGUCUCACUUUACAGAAGAUGGGCCUUUGGUUCCGUGUUCAGAACAUCACCACGGACGACAACAAGAUUACCCUGGCCCUCAUGUACUUGGAAGGCGGUGCGCACAACUAUGUCGAGGACUACGUCGAGACGGCAUCCAACAGUGGAGCCCUUGGGACCUGGGCCGACUUCACCAACCGACUCAAGGCAGGCUAUCGUCAACUGGCUCUGGAGAAGACAGCACAAACAUCUCUCGAAGAAUGGUGCUCGAAGACUCACUCCACCAUCAUUCAGUUUGCUGAGAAUUUCCACCGCUACGCCUUGAAGUCUGGUUACGCUGAUGUAGAACUCAUUGGUCAUAUCGACAACCAAGUUGGCAAGAACUCGCAGAUCCUGACAGUCAUUACGGCAAUGCGGCAAAUCAACCCGAUGUUGAUUCCUACAAAAUGA
This is a messenger RNA of Dichomitus squalens LYAD-421 SS1, 1107 nucleotides long. RefSeq lists its product as uncharacterized. Bases 1 to 1107 code for a protein of 368 amino acids. The transcript is spliced from 5 exons. The record is from RefSeq and is a predicted model, not a curated record. Lineage: Eukaryota; Fungi; Basidiomycota; Agaricomycetes; Polyporales; Polyporaceae.